CAGCCUCCGGGCUGCUGACGGCUCACGGGGCUCGGGAGGCGAAAGUGAAACCAGGCUGACGCGGCUUUCGGAGGGGGGCCGGGGCGGGCGCGCCCGGGAGCUAGGCGUGCAGGGAGAGGGUGCGCGGAGACGCGGGGGGGAGCCCCCGCCUCGGCCCUCCUCGCCCGCGGGAGGAGGUCGGGGGUCGCGCCGCGACGCCGUAGUGGUCGGGCAACCGCGGCAGAUUAGACCCCGGGGGAGCCCCCCUGGUGCGGGGAACCGCCCGUCCUGGGCGUCCCCAUGCUGCUACCCUUCCCUUGCCGUUUUUCAGUGAGUCUCAUUCUGUACACGCUCCAGCAAACAGUUUUCACCGUGAAGACACCUCUGCUGCAAAGAUGGUCAAUGUACCUAAAACCCGAAGGACUUUCUGUAAGAAGUGUGGAAAGCAUCAGCCUCACAAAGUGACCCAGUAUAAGAAGGGCAAAGAUUCCCUGUAUGCCCAGGGAAAGAGGCGCUACGAUCGGAAGCAGAGUGGCUAUGGUGGGCAAACAAAGCCGAUUUUCCGGAAGAAGGCUAAAACCACAAAGAAGAUCGUACUGAGGCUUGAAUGUGUUGAGCCCAACUGCAGGUCCAAGAGGAUGCUGGCCAUUAAGAGAUGCAAGCAUUUUGAACUAGGAGGAGAUAAGAAGAGAAAGGGCCAAGUGAUCCAGUUCUAAGCGUUGGGAGUCUUGUUCUAUCUUUGAGAGGAAAAUGUGAAAGUUACAGAAAAAUUAUCUGUAUGAGAAUAAAUAGUGAUACUCUUAUCAAA
This is a messenger RNA of Hippopotamus amphibius kiboko, 787 nucleotides long. RefSeq names its product ribosomal protein L36a like (gene RPL36AL). The record is from RefSeq and is a predicted model, not a curated record. The transcript is spliced from 2 exons. The coding region runs from base 375 to 695 and encodes 106 amino acids. Gene Ontology annotation, biological process: translation. NCBI's taxonomy places the organism in Eukaryota, Metazoa, Chordata, Mammalia, Artiodactyla, Hippopotamidae. Gene Ontology annotation, cellular component: ribosome; cytosolic large ribosomal subunit. Gene Ontology annotation, molecular function: structural constituent of ribosome.